UGAACCAUUUGAUAACCUUCACAUUUUUUAUAUAUUUUUCUUAUAUGUGAGACUAAUUGUUUUUCCAUGUAAGAUAUACAAAGGCAUGGAUCAGCAGGUGUCCUGCAGCACGUCAGCUGAGGGCGUAACGCAGGACAGCAACAUGUAUCUAUGCGUCGAGUGUGACUUCAAAUUCGAUUCCAGCUCGUCGCUCAAGGCCCACGUAAGGCUGCAUUGUUCGAACGAAGCCGUGAACCGUCUCGGCGGUGAGGAUAACUUCUCGCUGUCGUGUAGUCUUUGCGAUUACAGAUGCUCGGAACGAUCGGACCUCGACAUUCACGACGAGAAACACAAGGACAAGAAGAGGUUCUCGUGCAGUCUCUGCGAUUACAGAUGUUCCCUCAAACACCACCUAAAGCGGCACAUGCUCUUGCACACGGGCGAGAAGCCCUUCUCGUGCUCCGCGUGCGAUUACAGAUGCUGCGAUAUGUUUGAUCUCAAGAAACACACGCGCAUACACACAGGUGAAAAGCCGUUCGAGUGUAGCCUCUGUGACUGCAGGUUCGCCAGGGGGCACCAUUUGAAACAACACCUUUUGACGCAUUCGAAAGAAAAGCCGUAUUCUUGCAACCUCUGUGAUUACAAGUGUUCACAGCAGAAGGACUUAAAGAGGCAUAUGCAGGUGCACACGGGCGAGAAGCCAUUUUCAUGCAGUUUCUGCGAUUACAGAUGUUCAAGGUCAUACCAUUUGAAACGGCACAUGUCAUUGCACACGGGGGAGAAGCCGUUUACGUGCGCAGACUGCGGUUACAAAUGCUCGCAGCUUUCGAACCUAAAAAGGCACAUAAGGAUGCAGUCGGAGGAGAAGCCGUUUUCGUGUACUUUCUGUGGUCACGGCUUCUCGCAGCAGUAUGACCUAAAGCUGCACACGCUCACUCACACUGGGGAGAAACCAUUCACGUGCGACGUGUGUGGUUACAGGUGCUCGAGACAAUCGCGUCUCAGCCAGCACAUGCGUACGCACACGGGCGAGAAGCCACUGUCAUGUGAUUUCUGUGAGCUGAGGUUUUUCUACCCAUCUUACCUCAAGAAGCACAUGGCGAAACACAUGGAGCGAGAGCCAUUGCGAUGUGCUCAUUGCGAUUACACAUGCAUGACAGAGCCGACAAUGAAAAAACACAUUUUGGAACGUUGUCAAAAACGAUGAAACUCCCUCAAAAGAACCUCUAAUCCUAUAAUUGUUCUAAUUAUCUAAAUGUUUACAAACUUUUAUA
Messenger RNA from Cimex lectularius (bed bug), 1253 nucleotides. RefSeq names its product gastrula zinc finger protein XlCGF8.2DB-like. The transcript is spliced from 2 exons. The coding region runs from base 86 to 1186 and encodes 366 amino acids. NCBI's taxonomy places the organism in Eukaryota, Metazoa, Arthropoda, Insecta, Hemiptera, Cimicidae. The record is from RefSeq and is a predicted model, not a curated record.